Messenger RNA from Lotus japonicus, 1936 nucleotides. RefSeq names its product cytochrome P450 87A3. Gene Ontology annotation, biological process: sterol metabolic process. The record is from RefSeq and is a predicted model, not a curated record. Lineage: Eukaryota; Viridiplantae; Streptophyta; Magnoliopsida; Fabales; Fabaceae. The transcript has 9 exons. Gene Ontology annotation, molecular function: monooxygenase activity; oxidoreductase activity, acting on paired donors, with incorporation or reduction of molecular oxygen; heme binding. Bases 192 to 1640 code for a protein of 482 amino acids.
UCUGGGAUUCUGAGAUACAUGCCAGCACUGUCUACUCCUUUCUGCCUCAUUCUUCCCUCCUACCCCACUUUAAGCCAUUUUUCCUCUCUGGCACACUGAACCUGUCCCUUCCUUUGAUUUCUGUCACUACCUGCUUCAGCACCUAUAUAGUUUUCUCUACUUAAGCCAUUCCUUUCAUUUUAAAGAGGAAAAUGUGGGCACUGUGUCUUGGAGCAUUGGUUAUCAUUGGCAUUACACACUGGGUUUAUAGAUGGAGAAAUCCAAGUUGCAAAGGAAAACUACCACCAGGUUCAAUGGGUUUGCCACUUCUGGGUGAGAGCCUUCAGUUCUUCUCCCCCAACACUUCUUCUGAUAUUCCUCCUUUCGUCAAGCAGAGAAUGAAAAGGUAUGGACCAAUCUUCAAGACCAAUUUGGUUGGAAGACCAGUUGUAGUGUCCACAGACCCGGAUCUUAAUCACUUCAUCUUUCAACAGGAGGGACAAACGUUCCAGAGCUGGUACCCAGAUACAUUCACAGAGAUCUUUGGGAAACAAAACGUGGGAUCCUUACAUGGGUUUAUGUACAAGUACCUUAAGAACUUGGUGCUCAAUCUGUUUGGUCCUGAAAGCCUUAAAAAGAUGCUCUCAGAGGUUGAACAGUCAACGAGCAGAACAUUACAGGAGUGGUCGUGUCAGGACAGUGUUGAGUUAAAGGAAGCAACAGCAGAGAUGAUAUUUGACUUGACUGCAAAGAAACUUAUCAGUUAUGAUUCAACCAAGUCAUCAGAAAAUUUAAGGGACAGCUUCGUUGCAUUUAUACAAGGACUAAUCUCGUUUCCUCUGGACGUUCCAGGAACAGCUUAUCACAAAUGUCUCCAGGGUAGGAAAAGGGCAAUGGCGAUGCUGAAGAACAUGUUACAGGAAAGACGGGAAAUGCCUAGGAAAGAGCAGAAGGAUUUCUUUGACUAUGUGAUUGAAGAGCUUAAGAAAGAAGGAACAGUCCUCACUGAAGCGAUCGCUCUGGACCUCAUGUUUGUGCUGCUUUUUGCAAGCUUUGAAACCACUUCUCUGGCGCUGACUUAUGCCAUGAAAUUACUCUCUGACCAUCCCUUGGUGCUCAAGCAACUACAAGAAGAACAUGAAGCCAUUCUCAAAAGACGUGAAGACCCUAAUUCCGGAGUCACGUGGCAAGAAUACAAAUCAAUGACAUUAACAUUUCAGGUCAUAGCUGAAACCGUGAGACUCGCAAAUAUAGUUCCAGGAAUCUUCCGGAAGGCACUAAGAGACAUUAAUUUUAAGGGUUAUACCAUACCAGCAGGUUGGGCAGUGAUGGUGUGUCCCCCAGCUGUACACUUGAAUCCGGCGAAAUAUCAGGAUCCUCUUGCCUUCAACCCAUGGAGGUGGGAGGGAGGGGAAGUAAACGGUGCCAGCAAACAUUUCAUGGCUUUUGGAGGAGGCAUGAGAUUUUGUGUUGGAACAGACUUCACCAAGGUUCAGAUGGCUGUUUUUCUUCAUUGCUUGGUAACAAAGCACAGGUGGCAACCCAUCAAAGGAGGGAAUAUUGUUCGAACUCCUGGCUUACAAUUUCCAAACGGCUUCCACGUUCAGAUCACAGAAAAAGAUCAAAUGAAGCAGGAACCAGAAUACACCAUUACAAAUUAGAAACCAAAACUCAGCAAGAAAGAGUCGUGGUAGAAAUAUAGACUACACAUCUUCUCAGUCAUUGGCAUUUUCAAGACGCACAAUGCAACAUACAUAUUAUGGAAGCCAGAGAAGUAACCAUAACAGUCUCAAUUUUUUUUUUGAAGUCACUCAAAUAUUGUGCUUUUACCAGAGAAGUAACCAUAAUGCCUUAACCUUACAAAAUGACAGUGAGGGGGAGGAGAAAUGAAGGUUUUUUUUACUUUGUAACAAGAGAUGUAAAUGUGUCAGAUUAUAUCUUUACUAUAAAAGUACCU